UCAAUUACAAAUUAGAAGAAACAACAAUUAUAAAGUAUGCAGAUUUCAAGUAGUAUAUUCCCAGUUUUUCUUUUGGCAUUCAUUUUUAUUUCGGGAGCUUCUUCUGCUCAUAACAAAAAUGAUUUUUUUGAAUGCCUUACCCUUCAGUAUCGAAAAUCCAACUCAGAAACUGAUUCCAUUUACACCCCAAAAAAUGCAUCAUAUUCAUCUGUUCUCCAAUCUACAAUACGUAAUCUAAGGCCGGCAUCAAACUCCGGCCAGAGACCUUUCGUGAUCAUUACGCCGGAGCAUGAAUCCGAAAUUCAGGCAGCUAUUUAUUGCUCAAAGAAACUUGGGAUGCAGCUAAAAGUGCGAAGCGGUGGACAUGAUUAUGAAGGACUUUCAUACAUUUCUGAAACUCCUUUUGUCAUUGUGGAUAUGAGAAACCUAAGAUCAAUAUCCGUGGACACAGAAAAAAACACUGCAUGGGUUCAAACAGGUGCAACACUUGGUGAACUUUAUUACACAAUUGCUGAAAAUAGCAGGACUCUUGCUUUCACUGCAGGCGUUUGCCCGACGGUGGGUGUUGGAGGGCACUUCAGUGGCGGAGGAUAUGGCAUGAUGUCUCGUAAGCAUGGCAUUGCUGCAGAUCACAUCAUUGAUGCCAAACUAAUUGAUGCUAAUGGCCGAAUUCAUGACCGAAAAUCCAUGGGAGAAGAUCUCUUUUGGGCCAUUAGAGGAGGUGGUGGAACCAGUUUCGGGAUUGUGGUUGCAUUUAAAGUUCAGUUAAUUGUUAUACCAGAAACUGUGACUGUUUUCAAUGUUACAAGAACGUUAGAACAAAAUGCAACCCAGAUAGUACACAGAUGGCAAUAUGUUGCUGACAAUAUUGAUGAAAAUCUUCUAUUAAGACUCUUUCUAAGAAGCAUCAACUCUUCAGGAAAGAGGACAAUAGGAGCAUUUUUCACUUCUCUGUACCUGGGUCGGGUUGAUGAUCUCCUCCCAAUAAUGCAAGAGAAAUUUCCAGAAUUAGGUUUGGUGAAAGAAGAUUGUAUAGAAAUGCCAUGGAUAGAGUCCACAGUGUAUUUUGCAGGUUUUCAGGGUCAAUCACUAGAUAUUUUGCUGAAUAGAACUGGAGUUUCCACGACGUUUUUCAAAGGAAAAUCCGACUAUGUGAAGCAACCAAUUCCGGAAAACGGUCUCAAAAGCAUAUGGAAAUUCCUUAACAAAGAAGAUGCAAAUAGGGCUGAACUGCAAUUCAGUCCAUAUGGAGGGAGAAUAAACGACUUCUCAGAAUCGGAAAUUCCUUUUCCACAUCGAGCAGGCAAUAUAUUCAUGAUCCAUUAUGUUGUAGGCUGGAGUGAAGAAGAGAAUGCAGACUCAGAAAGGCAGAUAAGCUGGAUCCGGGGACUUUACAGUUUUAUGGCUCGUUAUGUUUCAAAAUCUCCAAGAGCUGCAUAUUUCAAUUACAGGGAUUUGGAUAUUGGAAUGAACAAUAAUGAGGUUAAUCCGAGCUACAAACAAGCAAGUGUUUGGGGAUUUAAGUAUUUCAAGAAUAAUUUCAGAAGAUUGGUUCAUGUCAAGAGUCAGGUGGAUCCAACUAAUUUCUACAGGAAUGAACAAAGUAUUCCACCAGUAUCGCCAUGGUAGAAGAACUAUAAAUAUUGUUAGUCAUUAUUUAUUUACCGAAUAAAAAGAAUGUAUCGUGAAUAAUUUAUUUCGUAAAAAAAAUACAUGAUUUACGAAUAAAGUGCCAUCUGAUUUUCUUGACAUCA
Molecule: messenger RNA, 1754 nt
Organism: Olea europaea var. sylvestris
Lineage: Eukaryota; Viridiplantae; Streptophyta; Magnoliopsida; Lamiales; Oleaceae
Product: berberine bridge enzyme-like 18
Exons: 1
Coding region: 37-1629 (530 amino acids)
Molecular function (GO): oxidoreductase activity; FAD binding
Source: RefSeq, a predicted model, not a curated record